GUGUUGCGGGCAGGCCUGCAUGCCGCCGCCAGGCAACCUGCGUUUGUUUGUACACCUCUGUUUGCUAAGUCACCUCUUAAAAGCAGAUUUGUACGAGGGCCAAGCGGAGAGGCUUGUUGUUCACAGAGAGCGUUUAAGUGUACAGUACGUGUACGUGUGAAGGAAAAGUUCUCCAACACGAGUUUUGUACGAUUCUGUUUCUGACACGACGUUAGGACAUUCCGAUGGCAGCUAUGGAGUCUACGGGAAGUGUGGAUAGGGUUUAUUUUGACGAUCACCUGUUCCGUAACCGGAGAUUGGACUCUGUACGGAGGGGUGCAGAUAACCUCAGACUGUUGGAGAACAUGGCGAAAACACACUGGCAAGAGAACCAGCCUCACCGACCGGCCAAGAGAGUCACCUUCCUCUCUAGCGUUGCCCCCGACCGCUUGACAGAAAAGAGCGGCGCGGUGAGAAGCUCGGAGAACUUGGCUACUACGGAGCAGGAAAUGGUUACACCAAGGCACGGUAAAGUAAGUCAACUUGGAGAUUUACAUGUCAAAUUUCAGACUCUUGACGCUAAGAAGAGUAAAAGAAAAGGAAAAGUCCGCAGCGAAAGCGAAGGUUUAACACCUGUGAAGAACAAUUAUAGUCAUUCGGGACGGACUUUAGUCCCUAUAGCGCCUCAGGGGAUGAGACAUUCUACAGGUAGCGUCACCAUGGCAACUAAACCAAAACAACCGCCGCGGGCACUCGUCGCUUCGGUGCACCUCGACAUGCAAAGUUUCCACCGAACAAACUUUCCUGCGAGCUCGAAAGCUGUCAACGUAAACACGGACACGCCACGCAGGAACCUGGUCACCGCCAGCGUGAACCUUCCCCCGCUCCAACUGCCUCAUUUACGCCGCAGACUGAACCGAACCGACACGCAGUUCACCUGUAAUAACGGGUUCGUCACUCUCACCAACAACAAACCCGGGCAGCGGCCCGUCAAUAUCUGCUCCAUCCCCGACAUGGAGGGUCUGACGGAGGAUCUGUGCGACCCGCUGCACCGGGCGGACCGGGAGACGUCGGCGGUGAUGCGGCGGGAGAACACCCGCGUGCUGCUGAGGAGGGUGGACCACAUCCUCGACCCCAACAGGCUGCAGAUGACUAGCACUGCCGGCUCCACCACACUGGAGGUACACGGCAGGUCAGGGUCUCCUACACUGUCUGAGCAAGACGCUGGGAUUACAUCUGGAAGACGGCGGGAAUACGUCUUAAAGAAGCCUCAUAUUGCCCUUAAAGACGUUAAGGACCUCAAGAACGACUCGAUGCCGCCUGGGCACAGACUAGACGUACACACCAAGUGCCAACAGUGGAUAGAUUCUUUCAGCUGAUCAUUGUAAAU
This is a messenger RNA of Branchiostoma belcheri (Belcher's lancelet), 1369 nucleotides long. RefSeq lists its product as uncharacterized. The record is from RefSeq and is a predicted model, not a curated record. The coding region runs from base 225 to 1358 and encodes 377 amino acids. Lineage: Eukaryota; Metazoa; Chordata; Leptocardii; Amphioxiformes; Branchiostomatidae. The transcript has a single exon.